AAAAUAUUUAUUUUGACAAGUUCCUCAAUGCUUAAAAAUGUCAAUUUCAAAAUAUUCUUCAAUUCCUGAACUUUACAAUGGAAAAAAUGUUUUAGUAACUGGUGGAACUGGAUUUUUAGGCAAAGCUAUUGCUGAGAAGCUUUUAAGAUCAUGUCAAGGAAUUGAAAAUAUUUAUUUACUAGUUCGUCCAAAGAAAGGCAAAAGUGUUAAUGAUCGACUUAUAGAACUCAAAAAUUCAUCAGUUUUUGAUUUGAUCAGAGAAAAUAAUGAAGAAUUAUUGAACAAAUUAGUUCUUAUAGAAGGUGAUAUAGCAUGUUUAGAACUAGGAAUAUCAAAAGCUGACCAGGAACUGCUUUGUGAAAAAGUGUCAAUAAUACUCAAUUCAGCAGCAACAGUGACCUUUAACGAGCCUUUGAAAAUUGCGGUAUUUACAAAUCUACGAUCAUUGCGCGAAUUGAUAAGAUUAAGCCGACACAUGAAGCUAUUGGAGUCGUUUGUCCACAUAUCCACAUCCUACUCAAAUUGGUUCGAGAUCAAUGUUGAAGAAGAAUUUUAUCCCAUUAAAUAUGAUCCAAAUGCAGUCAUAAAUAUGUGUGAAUCUUUUCCUGAAGAUGCCUUAGAAAAGUUUAGACCAAUUUUAAAAGGCAGACAUGCAAAUACUUACACGUUCACUAAAGCUCUAUCAGAGAAUCUUAUCUAUAAGGAUGCACAGGAUUUACCAUUUUCUAUAGUAAGACCUUCAAUAAUUUGUUCAGCAUUGAAGGAGCCCAAAGUAGGAUGGAUCGAUAGUUAUGCUGCUCUCGUACCCUAUACCGAUUCAAUCCAAAGAGGCACGUUUCGAUCUGGUCGAUUUUUGAAAAACAGCAUAAUUGAUGCGAUUCCAAUUGAUUUGACUACAAAUUUGAUUAUUGCAGCAUCAUGGGAAGCAGCUAAUAAUUAUGAUUCGAAACCUAGAAUUCCUAAAAUUUAUCAUAGUUCGACAGCAACUUCAAAUACUAUUUCAUGGAAACAAAUGUUUAAUUUGACUGUGGAAACAGCAAGGAAGUAUCCACCUAAUAACAUUUAUUGGUGGCCUCAAAUGAGAAUUUAUAAAUCAAAACGUGCCUUUGACUUUGAUCAAUUUUUGACCAAUAGAGUUCCAGCGUACUUCAUGGAUCUUUACUCUACAAUUUUAGGACGAAAGCCAAAAGCACUUAAAAUGUAUCAAACAUUCCAGCAACAGUUUGAAGAAGCUCAAUUUGUUGCUAUGAAUCCCGUGAAAAUUCUGUCUGGAAAGUAUAAAGACCUUCAAAAUUCAAUGACCAAAAGUGAUCAAGCUGAGUUUUAUUUUGAUCCAAAGUUGAUUAAAUGGCAACAAUACACACAAGACUUUUGUUUUGGCAUUAGAAAAUACAUUCGAAAGGAAAGGGAAGAUCCUUUAGAAUCAACAAUUGGCAAGAAGAAGCUCAAAAACAUUAAAAUGACAAGAUUGAGUAUGAGAGCACUUACUGUUGGUGGAAUACUCUAUGGAUGUGUAAAAGUUGGGCAGUAUAUUAAGAAAGAGAACAAUAAGACUGAGUUCUAUCUUUGCUAGAAAACAAAGAUUAUUGUAAUAAAGUAACAAACUUAAAGAUUAUUAUUGAUCUGUAAUUAAGUAAUCGAGGUUCUUUAAUCAUUCACAUACACCCCAUAUUUUCGAAUUCACCCCCAUCAACAUAGAAUAACAGUCAAAAUAAAUUUGAAUCCGAAAGAAAAUAAAA
This is a messenger RNA of Chironomus riparius, 1739 nucleotides long. Lineage: Eukaryota; Metazoa; Arthropoda; Insecta; Diptera; Chironomidae. The record is from the annotation of a GenBank genome assembly.